Pristis pectinata (smalltooth sawfish) is the source of this 2712-nucleotide messenger RNA. RefSeq names its product GTP-binding protein Rit2-like. The record is from RefSeq and is a predicted model, not a curated record. Gene Ontology annotation, molecular function: GDP binding; GTPase activity; GTP binding. The coding region runs from base 211 to 879 and encodes 222 amino acids. The transcript has 5 exons. Gene Ontology annotation, cellular component: plasma membrane. NCBI's taxonomy places the organism in Eukaryota, Metazoa, Chordata, Chondrichthyes, Rhinopristiformes, Pristidae. Gene Ontology annotation, biological process: Ras protein signal transduction; positive regulation of neuron projection development.
CUGUGGCUGCUGGUUGCUGGGCGACCCACGCCGACAGGCACUCACUCACUCACACUCAACGCGCUGUGUGGACUCAGCGCCCGGCAGCGCCAUGUAGCCAGCUGCUAGCACCCGCUCUCUCGCCACCACUUUGCAUUUCCUUUGUCUGGUGUGUUUCUUUUUGUGUUAAAUUCCACUUUAAUUUUUUUUGUGUUUGGUGAGUGGAUCGCGAUGGAGGUCGAAAACGAGUCGAUCAGCAGCAGCGGCGGCGGCGGCGGCGGCGGCAGUCCUUCGGGCGGAUCGAGAGAAUAUAAAGUUGUCAUGCUUGGCGCUGGUGGGGUUGGGAAAAGCGCAAUGACAAUGCAAUUCAUCAGCCACCGUUUCCCUGACUACCAUGAUCCAACAAUAGAAGAUGCAUACAAGACCCAAGUACGAAUUGAUGAUAACCCUGCCUACUUGGACAUAUUGGACACUGCUGGCCAGGCAGAAUUCACAGCCAUGAGGGACCAAUACAUGAGAGGUGGAGAAGGUUUUAUAAUUUGUUACUCUAUUACUGACCGCCGAUCAUUCCAGGAAGCUGCCGAGUUCAAGGAGCUCAUCUAUCGUGUUCGGCACACAUAUGAUAUUCCAAUAGUUUUGGUUGGAAACAAAACAGACUUAGAAGAAUAUAGGCAGGUUUCCCACGAGGAGGGCAUGGCCUUGGCAAGAGAAUACAAUUGCCCGUUUUUCGAGACAUCAGCAGCUUUGCGCCUCUACAUAGAUGAUGUCUUUUAUGGCAUGGUACGAGAAAUCCGAAGGAAAGAAGCUUUGCCAUCUACUGAGAAGAAGAUGAAGAGGAAGGGCAGUAUCUGGAGCAAGUUAAAAGGCUCAUUCAAAAAGAAGAAGGAAAACAUAACAUGAUAGAUAUUUAUCCUCUUCACUGAAUGGAUUAGGCAUAGCAGGUUGUAAUCCUAAAUCGGUGCAUUAGGAAUAGCAAAGGAAAUUCUGUUAUUUGAUUUGUUCAGCUACUUUUAGAAGACAGGUGUUUUGUUACCUUGAGAUGCUGCCCAGCUUCUAAAAAAUUAUAUGUUUUACACAUCCAUAUUAUGACAUAAACAAGUUUUAGUUUGACUAGAUUGCAACUAUUUAUAAGUGAUCUUUAUUACAUAGAAUGGGUGAUGUGCUCAGAAGAAUGAAGUUUUAUUCAAUCAAAUGCACUGCAGCUAAAAGUUGAUUUUGUGAUUAUUUUUAUCAAAUAUGACUACUGUAAGUUUUGAAUCUAAAACACAGAUUUAUAAAUGUUUUUGUCCUUUGAAGCCUUUCUUUCUUACUUUUAUCACCAUGAACAGAUGGCUAGGGAACCUAUAUUGUUCUGCAAUGUAAACAUGGUAAAUUCAAAUCUGGUAUUCUGUUUAGUACACUGAUUAUAAACUGGCGGCCUGUGAAUUAUAAAUAGGACAGACAGGCCUUCUGCAUUGGGCUAAACUAAUAAGUUGGUCAGAGAACCAAAGUUUUUGCCACACAAGACAAUUGUUUGGGUCAUUAUGUCCAUACCAACCAGAAAAGAGCUGUUUCGGUUAAUACCAAUUCCCAGCUUUUAGUCUAUUGUCUUAUAUGUUGCAGAUCAUUAUGUGUUCAUCAUGUUACAAUUUAAAUAUGAUCACGUGAAGAGCUGCGUUUCUGUCUCUUUAGGACAGUAAACUCCAGACCCUCCUAUUCGAUGAGUGAUAAAGGUUUUCCGUAACUCCCCUCUAAUCCUUCUACCAACCACCUUAAAUCUAUGGCCUUUAGUUAUUGUCCUCUCUGAUAAGGGAGAUAGAUGGUUUCCCAUUUACCAUUGGCUACAGAUCUCACAAUUUUAUGCACUUCAGUUAUGUCUACUCAAUCCCAGUUUAACCAAUCUCUCCUCAUUAAAUUCCCUAGCCUUGGCAACAUCCUUGGAAGUUUCCUCUGCACCUUCCUUAUUGCUUUGACAUCAUUCUUGUUAAUGACAAUUGAAUGGUCUAUUAAUAUCUGUCAACUAAAUUUAAUAUUGAGUUUUAUUUUUAUUUUCUAGAAAGAUCUCACUUUGAGUGAAACAAAAUCAUACUGUCAUUAACUAUCAAUGAAAUAGCGGUUGUGAGUAAAGAAUAAAUAAUCACAAUAUUUGUAAUGCAUCCAGAAAGACCUCAAUUUUAGUAAUAUUGCAUAUACUCCACAUUUCAGAGGGUGUCAGAUUUAUGUUUUAUCAUAUCCUAACUGUUACAGUUUCCUUAUAUGUUUAUCGUGUCUUGAUAUUGUUAUAAAAUUAAAUAUUCUUCAGUCAUCAAGAUCAACAACUUGGGAAAUCUGCUUCAUACCUGAGCUUGACACAUCUACUGAUGUCUUAAUUAUAUUUUACACUUAUACCCAUUUCAUUCAUGCCUCAAAUCUCAUAUUCACUAACCAGACGAAGAAUUAGUUUUGGCCAGAUCAUUGUAUUAUUGACCUACUGGAUUUCAGUUCAGAUCUUGCAGGUGAGGGUUCAACACUGAAUAUUGCAGCAACUAGAGUCAUGUGAAUCAAUUUGUCACUGCAACAUGUGAUUAUCUGUUUAUUUCCUGUAACAUUUCAUCUGUCACAAUUUCCUGCUUUUGGAUGAUGUAUUUAUUUUGUAUAUUAGAGUAUAUUGUACAACUGUCCCUCUAGAGAAUUCUUUAAAAACAUCGGAGCUGGAAAUAACGUUUGCAUUUGUAUGUAUAGUAUUGAUUAGAAAAAUAAAACUCCUUUGCCUUC